Harmonia axyridis is the source of this 3705-nucleotide messenger RNA. RefSeq lists its product as uncharacterized. The transcript has 6 exons. The coding region runs from base 462 to 3143 and encodes 893 amino acids. The record is from RefSeq and is a predicted model, not a curated record. NCBI's taxonomy places the organism in Eukaryota, Metazoa, Arthropoda, Insecta, Coleoptera, Coccinellidae.
AAUAUAUAUCGAUAGUUUUCUGUCCCUUGCCCAUCCCUAAUUUCUGACUCAAAGCGCAUGCGUACAUGUCAAAAUAAGAGAUCCUGUAAAAAAAGAUCACUUAUUUGUGCUUUGCAAUUAACUCUCUACCGCUAGUGCUAGCAUUGGCAACUAUUAAUGUUCUAAGAUUAUAUCGGUUGAAAAUAUCGACAAUCGAUAGUAUCGAAUUAGAAAAUAUUGACGAUAUUUAUCGAAAAUUUUCUGAAAAAAUUUCGAUAUUUCGAUAUUUAUUGCCCACCCCUAAUUUAGUGUUCUGUGCUAAAGACCUUGUCUGUGGCACUGUUAAUCAUUUGUUUGGUUUGCUGUCAUUUUCAUUUCAAAUUCAAAUAUUCAAACUAGAAGCUGAAACAAGAAGUUCAUUGAAGUAACUACAAUUGCCGUACGUAGUUUAAUUUAAUUUCAAAAAAGAAAUAAUUCCAAGAAUGCCGAAAAUGAAGAAAUGUUGUGUACGUGGAUGUACCGAUGAGAUAAGUGUGAGACAUCGGUUCCCUAAGAGGAAUUUGGAUAUUUUCGAGAAAUGGCUCCAAAUUAUCCAACCGAAAAAUUGGCAAGAAUUAAGUAGGGAACGAAUUUAUGAUCGUUAUUAUGUGUGCCACUCACAUUUCAAAGAAAAUUAUCAUCUUCCUGGAAGCCAACGUGGUCUUACUUGUCAUGCCAUACCUACCAUCGGUAUUCCAGAUUCAAGCAAAGUGUGCACUGAGCGAGAUUUGCAGGAAAUGUUGAUGGAAAUUGAUUAUGUCCAGGACCCUAUACUUGAAGAUUCCACUGAACCUAUGAUCGUAGAGGAGCAGCCUGUUAUUGAAAGUCGUGGUAAAUCAUUGUUGAGGCAAUUGAAAGUGCCAAAGACAAAGUUGACUCAACGAGAAAAAAUGUUAUAUAAACUAUUAAAAAAAACAACAAAAAAAUACAACUUGGUCUCCAAUAAAUUUAAGAUCUACAAGAAUAGGUUGAGCGAGGCCAAAAAAUUUAUGGAGACCAAUUUGUUUGGACAAUUGGCUACCUCUGUUAACCAGGCAACCUUGCAUUUUUUUGCCACUCAAAUAAGAAAUCAAAAGCGGCAAUUAAAUGCAAGGAGAUUCACAAUUGAUGAGAAAAUUCUAGCUUUGGCAUUAUAUAAAUCAUCCCCCAAAGGAUAUCGCCUGUUGAGUAAAAUGUUCGCAUUACCAACAGGUGCCACAUUGAGGAGAUUAUUGCUAAAGCUAGAAUUUAAACCUGGCGUGAAUGCUCAUAUUAUGGAGCACCUUAAAAAGGUUGUUUAUAAGAUGAAUGCAAAAGAAAAGGUUUGUGCACUCAUAUUUGAUGAAAUGAGUGUACAAACUUUCAUCUCAUAUAGUCCUUAUAAAGACGAAAUCGUUGGCUUAGAGGACUAUGGAGAUGAAAAGAAGGCGCUCAUUGCAGAUCAUGCCAAUGUUUUUCUGAUCAAAGGUUUGUACAAGUCUUAUAAGCAACCUUUGGCAUUCACAUUUAGCAGAGGAGCCAUAAAUUCCUAUCAAUUAAAAGGGCUCAUAUCAAUACUGAUCAAGGAAUGCCAAAAUAUUGGGUUGGAUGUCGUGGCCACAAUUUGUGACCAGGGCACCACUAAUGUGAAGGCAGUGCAACUGCUGCUUGAGGAAGGAAGGCAGGAACAUGUGGAUCAUAACCAUUUUGGUUUUUUUGUGAACAACAAAGAGAUUGUUCCUUUAUUUGAUACUCCUCACCUCAUUAAAGGUUUAAGGAACAAUCUCUUGACAAAAGAUGCACAUUUUUUGUUAAAUGAUGUUCCAAAAAAAGCAAAAUGGAGUCAUAUCCAAAGAUUUUAUGAUUUGGACAUUUCGGACCCCUCGACGAAGAUAUGUGCUAAAUUAACCGAUUCACAUGUUCUGCCUGAAAAAAUGAAUAAGAUGAAGGUAAAGCUGUGCACACAGGUUUUCAGCAAUACUGUUGGAACUUUAAUGAAAAGAAUUUCAAGAUGGGAUAUUGAACACAAAUUAAGUUUACCUUCCGAGGCAGCAGACACAGCAGAACUAAUUUUAUUCCUUGAUAAGUUAUUUGAUUCUCUCAAUGUAUCAAAGAUUCGAAAUACACAGGGAAAGUUCUUGAAGGAACCAGUCACUAGAAACUCAGAACAUGAAAACUUUUGGCAAAACGCAAUCAAAAUUUUUAACAGUAUGACAUUUUAUGAUGAUUUAAAAAAAAAAAAUGUGGCGGUACCUAGCAUAAAAAAUUUUAUUUUUAGUCUGAAAGGUUUCACUUACCUGAAGAGGAGAUUGUUAACUGAAAAAAAAUUCAAGUAUAUCUUGACUGGUGCAUUCAAUCAAGAUUGCCUUGAAAAUUUUUUCAGUUAUAUCCGAGGGCAUGGUGUAAGGAACACUAAUCCAAAUAUUGCCCAGUUUAUGUCUUCUUUCAAAAGCCUUACUUUGAAUAACUUUAUGACCUCUCAUUCUGUAGUUUCGAACUGUGAGGAGGAUUUAACAUCACAUUGUUUGGAUAAUCUAAAACCAUUUGUUUUUUCAAAAUCUUCUCCAUCUAAAAGUGUAGUACUUGAAGAGUUGAAUAUCGUAAUUCCAAAAUUAAUAGUCCUUCAGGAAAAAUCAAAAUUUAGUAACUGCACUCUAAUUUAUAUGAGUGGAUUUAUUUCUAAAAUUUUAUUAAAAGAUAAAUUAUUCAAACAAUGUGAUAAAUGUAAAAAAAAAAUAACCUUCAACAGUCAAGAAUUGGGGGACAUAGAUUUUAUUCAGGUACGGCAGUACAAAUAUGGAAAGUUGACAAAACCUGGGCAGUGUGUAUCAUUUUUAUUUCGGCAUUCCUUAAAUUACCUUUUUUAUAUUAUUCCGCGAAUUUGUGAAAAGAAAAACAUUUCCCUCUAUUUAAAAUCGUUUUUAAUGAAAAAUUUAGAUUUCCAAAUUUUAAACUGUAAUGAACACAGUUUGGGGGAAAAAGUAUGUGAAACCAUUAUAAGGUGUUCCUUGCACUGGUGGUGCAAGCAGGUAAAUGAAAUUAUGAAUGGUACCGACACAAAAUUUUGUAAAUUCCUUCGAACUUCCCCUUGUGAAGAAUUGGUAGAUCCUAUCAAAUUGAUGGCGAAAAGAAUCUUUGAUACAAAGAGAAAAAAAAAAUGUAUUUAAUGAUUCAUAUUAAUUUAUUUAUGUUAAUUAUUUGUUGGUUAUAUUUAUUUAUUGUUCAUUCAUUUAUACGUAUGUAUAUUGUUCAUUUGUUAUAUAUUAUUGUUGAAACUAAUUUAUUCAUUUAUUGUUCUUGAUUUUUUAUACAUAUAUUGUUUUUUUUUGUUAAUUUAUUCAUUUUUAAUUACUGCUAAUUCAAUAUAUUUUUUUUAUAACUAACGACUUUUAUUUCCACAAAAUUUAUUAUCUUCCAGUUAUUUAUGAAAAAUUCAAAUGGUCUUUGGUUAUCGCAGCACCGAACUCUAUUUGAAUUGCUCAAUAUCUCGUAUUGAUUUGUUAGCGUUCAAUUCUUAGGUCUUAGGUUUAGUCUUAGUUCUUAGGACUGGUGCAAAGAUUUUAUUUUGAUCCUUCAAUUUAUUCCCCUAGUGUAUAUCCAAAGUACUUGAACUAGUCCAUGGAAACGCUUUACCAGAUAUCCUUUUGAAAUGGAUACCGCGAUCCGCUCAAUACCGUGGUUCAUUUUAAAGUAUUGUUAGGCAAUAAAUUCACUGUCCCAAAGGAAUUU